Fomitiporia mediterranea MF3/22 is the source of this 912-nucleotide messenger RNA. RefSeq names its product kinase-like protein. NCBI's taxonomy places the organism in Eukaryota, Fungi, Basidiomycota, Agaricomycetes, Hymenochaetales, Hymenochaetaceae. Gene Ontology annotation, biological process: chromosome segregation; protein phosphorylation. The coding region runs from base 1 to 912 and encodes 303 amino acids. Gene Ontology annotation, molecular function: protein kinase activity; ATP binding. Gene Ontology annotation, cellular component: cytoplasm; nucleus; centrosome. The transcript is spliced from 6 exons. The record is from RefSeq and is a predicted model, not a curated record.
AUGUUGGGAACAGUGAAUUCAGGUGCUUCCAGCCCGCUUGACCUCUACGAAUCCCUUGAGGUUAUCGGGCAUGGAUCAUUUGGCAUCGUUCGUAAAGUUCGACGUAAGUCGGAUGGAGAGGUCCUUGCGAGGAAGGAACUCGGCUUUGCGAAAUUGUCCGAAAGUGAUAGGAAAAAGAUCAUGGUAGAAGCGAACGUUCUAAAAGAUUUGCGGCACGAGAAUAUUGUUAGAUAUAUUGACCAGUUUGUGGACAACGAUACUGGAAUCUUGUACAUCCUGAUGGAAUACUGUGAAGGGGGUGACCUCUCUUCAAUAAUCAACCAGCGUGAACAAGAUCGGUUUGAAGAAUCUCUAUCUGAGGACAUCAUUUGGUCAUAUCUCCUUCAACUUCUUCUUGCUCUGGACCACUGUCAUAACCCGGGUUCCAGGAUCUUGGGGGACGGUAGCAUUGACGGAAAUCUGCAGCAGAUAUUACAUAGGGAUUUGAAGCCGGGAAAUGUUUUUAUUGGCAAAGGUGGUAUACUCAAGCUCGGUGAUUUUGGUUUAUCGAAAGCUCUCGACCAGACAUCUUUCACGGACACCUUUGUCGGAACUCCGUUCUACAUGUCACCAGAACUAUUUCAGAAGGUAUCGUACGAUACAAAGGCCGACAUCUGGUCUCUCGGCUGUUUGAUGUACGAGCUAUGUGCUCUCAAGCCUUUAUUUCACUCAGCUCGGACGUAUGACGAUCUGAAGACGCUGAUUCACACUGGCAGCAUACCGCCUUUGCCAGAGUGCUAUUCGCAAGCAUUGGAUAAUGUCAUAAAAUCCAUGCUCAACGUAAAUCCUAAAAUGAGGCCAUCUACGCAACAGCUCCUUCAACACGAGCGAGUUCAUCUUACUCGCAAACUGGCUGAUCAAGAAAAGAUGUGA